AGAGUAUAAAACACACGCAAAUGAGGAGCGUGGUACUUAUCAAAAACACUGUUUUACACUCGUGCGACUACUUAACUCUUGACAAUCCCUCUCUCAUACACACUCUCUGCAAAUGAGCAAACUCAGGCGAGAAGAAACACCGACGUUUCAUUCUCCGAGAUAAGUUUCGAGGAUGAGAAAAGCUUCACGGUGGUUUAGGAAUCUAUUCGGACUUAACAAACCCGACCCGGGUUAUCCGGAUCCAUCCAUCGUAACACCUUCUCGCUCUUUUCCAAAACGUCGAUGGAGCUUCGUCAAGUCCAAACGCGAAAAAGGAAACGCACCGCCGAAUCAUCAUCCUUCUCCUCCUCCUCUGCGGAGUUCGACGCCUCCACCGUCGUACCUUCAAUCUUCUCCGUCAGACGGACGGCGGUGGAAACAGAAGCUGGUACGGGAGGAAGAAGGAGACAAGGAGUCCGACGACCAAGAGGUUGCGUUGGCCGCCGCGACUUCCAUUGUUGCUGAAGCCGCCGUCGCUGCCGCCGCUGCGGUCGUCAGGCUAACGAGCACGGCGAAUUUUAGCAGCGGCUUCAACGACGUUGUGGCGCAUGUUAGCAGGUUCGACCGAUACAGAAGCGGUCGCGACAGUCUUGCGGCCAUUAAGAUACAAUCUACAUUUCGUGGUUAUUUGGCAAAGAGAGCAUUAAGGGCACUCAAGGGAUUGGUCAAGCUUCAAGCUAUAGUUAGAGGCCAUAUCGAACGAAAGAAAAUGUCGGUCCAUCUGCGUAGGAUGCACGCUUUGGUUCGAGCUCAGGCUCGUGUCCGUGCCCGUCGUGUUGUUGUAUCGUCUGAAUCCUCUUCUUCUAAAUCAAACAACACCAAAUCUUCUCACUUUCAAAACCCCGGUCCAACAACGCCGGAAAAACUAGAGUAUUCGAUCUCUUCUCGCAGCUCCAAGCUCGGUCAUUCUCAUCUUUCCAAGAGGAACGGUUCAAAGGCAAGGGGCAACAGACCUGACAUUUUCUACUCAUCUCACCUCGUCCUAGACAACUCAGGCUGGUCUGGACCAGUUUACGCCAUGCCAUUUAGCCCAUCCUCGUCACACGAAGAGACCGUAAGCCAGUUUUGCAAUGCAGAGAACAGUACUCAGUUAUACUCAGCUACAUCUAUAAACAAACCCAGUGUUUUCACGACUAGUUCUAUUGCACCGAGUGAAAGCACCAAAAGCUGCUGCUACACAGACCAUCCAAGCUACAUGGCUUGCACAGAGUCCUCUAGGGCUAGGGCACGGUCUGCUAGUGCCCCAAAGUCGCGACCGCAGUUAUAUCAUGAGCAGUCUUUGUCUAAACAGUUUGGUGAUGCUCUGCAAACUAGUUUCAUGAACAAGGCUUAUCCCGGUUCAGGUCGCUUGAACCGGCUCGGGAUGCCAAUUGGUUAUAGGUACUAAGAAUAGUUGUUGAAUCCGUUUUGUACUAUAUGGUUCGGGUUGUGAUAGUAAUCAAAUGAAGUGGAUGACCGGUUAAACCUGGUUUUGUUGUAGUCCAGUGGAUUGAUUUAUGCAUAAAAUGUAUCAAGGUUAAACCUUGGAAUGACAAAUAUUUCUGUAUUCAAGUAGACAAAUUGGUAAAAAAAAAAGAAAAAUGGGUGAUUUAUUCAAA
Messenger RNA from Brassica rapa (field mustard), 1637 nucleotides. Its product is annotated as protein IQ-DOMAIN 14. Gene Ontology annotation, molecular function: protein binding. NCBI's taxonomy places the organism in Eukaryota, Viridiplantae, Streptophyta, Magnoliopsida, Brassicales, Brassicaceae. The record is from RefSeq and is a predicted model, not a curated record.